CAGACGAAGGGAAAUAGUAAUAGUAGUAGUAAUAGUAGUAGUAGUAGUAGUAGUAGUAGUAGUUCUUUUUCCUCUGCCUCUUCUUCGUCUUCUUCUUCGCUUUCCUUUGCAUUAUCAUCCUCUUCCUCUUCUCAGUCUUCUUCGUUUUCCUCUUCAUUCUCUUCUCAAUCUUCUUCGUUCUCCUUUUCCUCCGUCUUCUUCAUUUUUUUCUCUACGUAUUCUUCCUCUUAUUCUUCCUCAUAUUCGUCUUCUUUAUUUUCCGCUACUCAUGUUCCUUCAUCCUCUUCGUCUUCGUCUUCCUUUACUUCUCCGUCUUCGUUUUCCUCCUCCUCCUCCUCCUCCUCUCCUCUUCUUCCCCACCUCCUAUCGUCAUCAGUUCCCCGUUUUCCUCACAAUCGUCUCUGUUCCUCAAUGUUAUCGCGUCCGCCCUCAUUUCCGUUUUCCUCUCCACCUUUCGCCCGUCAUUUAGUCUGA
Messenger RNA from Eriocheir sinensis (Chinese mitten crab), 474 nucleotides. RefSeq lists its product as uncharacterized. The record is from RefSeq and is a predicted model, not a curated record. NCBI's taxonomy places the organism in Eukaryota, Metazoa, Arthropoda, Malacostraca, Decapoda, Varunidae. The annotation marks the transcript as partial. The transcript has 3 exons.